Molecule: messenger RNA, 5496 nt
Organism: Pygocentrus nattereri (red-bellied piranha)
Lineage: Eukaryota; Metazoa; Chordata; Actinopteri; Characiformes; Serrasalmidae
Gene: aco2
Product: aconitase 2, mitochondrial
Exons: 17
Coding region: 20-2368 (782 amino acids)
Biological process (GO): tricarboxylic acid cycle
Cellular component (GO): mitochondrion; cytosol
Molecular function (GO): aconitate hydratase activity; 4 iron, 4 sulfur cluster binding
Source: RefSeq, a predicted model, not a curated record
AUCUUUGUCAGGGAGCAAAAUGGCGUCCUACUGUAUGACUGUCAGUAGAUUAAGGCUUGUCCUGGGUGAUGGGGCCAGACGACUUCAUGUAUCUGCUGCCCUCAGCGCAAAAGCGAGUGUGGCAAUGAGCCGCUUUGAGGCUGGCUCUGCCGUCAACUAUGAGAAGCUGCUCAACAACAUCAGCAUCGUACGCAAGAGACUGAACCGCCCCCUCACUCUGUCUGAGAAGAUUGUGUACGGUCACCUUGAUGACCCGGUAGGUCAGGAGAUUGCUCGAGGCCGUACGUACUUGCGUUUAAGGCCUGACCGGGUGGCCAUGCAGGACGCCACAGCACAAAUGGCCAUGCUGCAGUUCAUCAGCAGUGGACUCCCCAGAGUGGCCGUACCCUCCACCAUCCACUGUGACCACCUGAUAGAGGCCCAGAUCGGUGGAGCUCAGGACCUUCAGAGAGCCAAGGAAGUGAAUCAGGAAGUCUAUAACUUCCUGGCUACAGCUGCUGCCAAGUAUGGUGUUGGCUUCUGGAAACCAGGAUCAGGAAUCAUUCACCAGAUUAUCCUGGAAAAUUAUGCAUACCCUGGAGUGAUGCUGAUUGGCACAGACUCGCACACGCCCAACGGUGGUGGUCUUGGGGCCAUCUGCAUUGGAGUGGGCGGAGCUGACGCCGUAGAUGUCAUGGCAGGAAUUCCAUGGGAGCUGAAAUGUCCCAACGUGAUUGGGGUGAAGUUGACAGGCAGUCUUUCUGGUUGGACAUCUCCUAAAGAUGUCAUUUUGAAAGUUGCAGGCAUUCUGACUGUGAAAGGAGGUACAGGUGCUAUUGUGGAAUACCAUGGACCUGGAGUCGACUCCAUCUCCUGCACAGGCAUGGCAACUAUCUGUAAUAUGGGAGCUGAGAUUGGAGCCACAACAUCCGUGUUCCCCUACAACCACCGCAUGAAGACCUAUCUGGAGAAAACCGGACGCAAAGAGAUUGCUGAGCUGGCCGAUGAGUAUAAAGAGUGUUUGGUUCCUGACUCAGGCUGUCACUAUGACCAGCUUAUUGAGCUCAACCUGAGUGAGCUAAAACCUCACAUCAAUGGACCCUUUACUCCUGACCUGGCUCAUCCAGUGUCUGAAGUUGGAGCUACAGCUCAGAAGAAUGGCUGGCCCCUCGACAUCAAAGUGGGUCUGAUUGGUAGCUGCACAAACUCCAGCUAUGAGGACAUGGGCCGUGCAGCCUCUCUGGCCAAACAGGCUCUGGAUCGCGGCCUGAAAUGCAAAGCUCAGUUCACAGUCACACCUGGAUCAGAACAGAUCAGAGCUACCAUUGAGAGAGAUGGAUAUGCUAAGAUCCUAAGGGAUGUGGGCGGUGUGGUUCUGGCUAAUGCGUGUGGACCGUGCAUUGGGCAGUGGGACAGACGUGAUGUGAAGAAAGGUGAAAAGAACACCAUUGUUACCUCCUUCAACAGAAACUUCACUGCCAGGAAUGAUGCAAAUCCAGCCACUCACGCUUUCGUCACCUCUCCUGAGAUCGUCACUGCUCUAGCGAUAGCAGGCACUCUGAAUUUUAACCCAGAGACAGAUUACCUGACUGAUUCCAAAGGAGAGAAGUUUAAGCUGGUGGCCCCUACAGGUGAUGAACUGCCAUCACGAGACUUCGACCCUGGAGAGGACACGUACCAGCACCCACCCACAGAGGGGGGGUCAGUCAGAGUGGAUGUGAAUCCGCAGAGCAACAGGCUGCAGCUGCUCGAGCCCUUCCUGAAAUGGGAUGGUAAAGACCUGGAGGACUUACAGGUGUUGAUUAAGGUGAAGGGGAAGUGUACUACAGAUCACAUUAGUGCUGCUGGGCCAUGGCUGAAGUUCCGUGGUCACCUUGACAACAUCUCCAACAACCUGCUGAUUGGUGCGGUGAACAUUGAUAACGAUGCUGUCAACAAGAUCAAGAACCAGCUGACCGGAGAGUAUGGGGGUGUACCAGACGUGGCUCGCUUCUAUAAGGCUAAUGGUGUGCAGUGGGUGGUUGUGGGAGACGAGAAUUAUGGUGAGGGCUCCAGUAGAGAGCAUGCUGCUCUAGAGCCACGACACCUGGGAGGAAGAGCAAUCAUCGUCAAGAGCUUUGCCAGGAUCCAUGAGACUAACCUUAAGAAGCAGGGCCUGCUGCCUCUGACCUUCUCAGACCCUCGGGACUAUGACAAGAUCCGCCCUGAUGACAAGAUUUCCAUCGUUGGUCUGAAGUCUUUCACCCCAGGCAAGCCUUUGGCAGCAGUGCUGAAACACUCUGACGGCAGUUCGGAGAGCAUUGUGCUCAACCACACCUUCAACGAGACGCAAAUUGAGUGGUUCCAGGCUGGCUCCGCCCUCAACAGGAUGAAGCAGCUCCAGAAGUGAACAGCAGGAGGAGUGGGGACAGGAGUUGGAGAUGUGUGGGGUCAUGUAAAUGAUGGGGAGAAAAUGCACAUUCAGAGGAUAGUUUGUAAUCAACUAGGCUAGUAGUGGAUUACUCACAUACCCAUUAUAGAGCACAGUCUAUACCUCACACAUGCAUACACACACACACAUAACAGGUCGCUGUACAGAUUGAACGCGCACACCAGACACACACCCCACACACACACUCCCUCAGGAUUACUGUAUUGUGCAGACAAGGCACACACACACAUGCAUGCAUUUUUUUUGUUGUUUUUAAAUAUUGUAUUAACCGAACCUUGUCCACACCAUGUCUGUCUAGCACUUAUUGUCAUAGUGACCUUACUGACAUUGUUACUGUAGCAGGUGUAUAUAGACACUCCAAUUCAGUCUUUUCUCUCUCACGUCACUCUUUACUCCUUUAGCCGUCCUGUGAAAAUAGCUGCUUCAGCAUUGGUGACUCUGCUUUUGGCUGUGGCCUGGACCUGUGUCAAUAAUGAAUAUUAGACUGAAUCUCUUGUGUACUGCAAUAUGUAGCUCAUCUAUUUAGUGUGUUGUAUUUUUAAGCUGCAGUUUCAUGACUGUAGCACUAUAUAGGGAGUAGGGAGCUAUGUUCUAUAGGAUUUCUGAGCUGUGGGGCCUAAUGUGAUCUUGUAAUGAAAAUACAAUUUUUGGUGCUGGGUUGCGGUGAAAUUUGGCACUAGCAAGGAUACACUCCCCCUAAACCCUCCCCAAACUCUUCCAGUCUUGUGUAGCUGAAGUGCAAAUCCAGUUGUUUGGCUUUACCCGAACAGAUGCCAGUUCUUUGUGCAUCGUAUUUAUUCUGGCUUCAUUGUCAUAAACGUGAAUGACUCUGGCUGUAAACAUCUGCUAGUAAACCACUGUUAACGGUUACCACCACUCCGGUAGUAUCCUUUAAAGCUAAACUAUAUGUGAUCUGUUUUUUGGAGUUUUUUGGUGGGACUUUUCAUCCAUGCUAAUUUGCGGUACAGCCUUGGCCUAACGACAGCCUUGUUAUCUGAGUGCACCAUCACCCCCUAUGAUGUAUUGGUUUCAGAGUUUCACACUCAGCUUGUUCCCACCCUAAUAAGUAUACGUUUCUGCCUAAAUUUAGCCCAGAAUUUCUCAUUUUUAUCCUUAGAUGUUGACUUGUAGGGCCACAAGACUGCUGAAUUGGUUACUGAUUUGAAUGUUACAUUGACAACACUUCCAAGAGCUCUUCUAAAAUUCUAGAUUAGUUGAUCAGUGAGGCAACUUCUGUAAAAAGUAGUCUUGAGCUGAGUGGAUUUUCCCCCAGCUAAUCUCAGGGUUAACUUCGAUAGAUGCCAGAGUUAACUCACUAACUCACAAAUCAAACUUUGCACCGGUUUAGAUCACCGAAUUGGCACUCCACUAAGAGAAAAUGCAGCUUAGUUGUAGUCACUGCUUGUGUGGCAGAACUAGCGUUCAGAGUCAAGGCUGAAUUGGAAGAGAGCUACUUCAUAAUGAAUGCUAAUUAUUUUUGCUAAUCAUUUCUGCAUUGGAAAUAGUCUUUUUUUUUUUUUCAUUCCUGUAAUACUGUUGUGUGAUCACUCAAUGAGUCUCAGAUCAUCUUUAGAAACUAUUUUCUCAGCUUGUGUGUGUGCAGCCUUGUCCUCCAGCUUGUCAUGUUGAUGACCCCACUCUCUGUGCUGACUCAUGUCCUGUCUUCAGUGGUUACCAUCUUGUCGUGUUUUAAGAAACUAGACGCACAACAGCGGUCUGCAGGCUGUGUUUUAAAACACAUGGCCUACCACACAUAGUCUUGUGAUUCACUCCUUUUUCAAUAGCUAAUUUACAGUUGUUUAAGCCUAUAUCAAGAGCUUUUACUGCUAGCAAAAUGACAUCUUGAAGAAUCUGUAGUGGUUUGCCUGAAUGUGAUCAUAUUUAGUAAAAUGUAAGUGAAGGGUGGAGCUUUUGAAUGGCUAUUGAAGAGAACUGCAGCUGAAUGUCAGUCAGAUUAAAAGGUAAUUCCACUGAUUUUUCAGCAUUGGUUAAUGUCUGGACUUUUGUAAUGAGUUAAAAUCUUCUUGUAAAACUGUCAUUUCAAUUUAAAUGAUCAAAUAAUCUCAAAACAAGCAUGAACAUGUAUAAAUAGUCUAUGAGAACAUUCAGUGAUAUCAGAUUGUAAUGGCGUACUUUAAGUGCGAACGUGGAAAGCACUUGUGGAUUUACUUAUUUAACUUAGUUUUCAGAGCCUGUGGUUUAGUUUUCAUGACCCACUUUAAAGUGUUGAGCUACAUUUUAAGUGAAGGUUUCCUUCUGAACAUUUGGUUAUAGUCUUGGACUAUGCUGCAAACCCAGAUCCUGAUAUUCUCAAGUUGUAAAUAGCUUGUUUGAAGUGCUUUUGGAUUGGGAUAAAAAGGGAGAACCUAGUUCUGUAAGAUUUGACAGAAUGGCUGUGCACCUUUUUGAUUUCCCACCACUUAUGAACUGUACCUUUUUAAUUUCAUGAGAUUGAGAUGUAUUAUACAGGUCGAGCUUGUUAUUGUUCUUGUAGUAAACUCAUUCGAUGCUAACUGCUUGAGAUCUAAGCCUUGGUUUCUUUCCUCUGGUUCUGCAUUAAUCUACAAAAAUGCAACUAGAAUCAAGCAUUAAAACAAGCAUUAUAGUCUGUUGUAGCUUUAGAAUAACAGGUUCGCUCUGAAGUUUUCACAAUUAUGUGCAGUUCUCGCUUACUGAGCCGAAUUGCUGCAAACCGCCCUGUCCUGACCUGGCUUAUGGUCAGCACUUGUGAAGACUUGCCAGCUGUAUGAUGUUAUAAAAAAAACCACAUCUGUGUGCUUGUGAUGUGAUGUGCUUAAGACCUGUAAUAUCUGCUGAAAUUUUACUGUACACUCACAAGUGCACAUGCACUGUCAACUGAACUGACCUGUUAUUGAUAUCAUUUCCUAACAUCUGGUGUCUCCUCUACAUCCAAAAAUGCGUCAAGAUCUGUCUCAAUGUCUCUGAUUUUAAUAUUGAUUUUUUUUUUUUUUCCUCUCUAGAAGGAUGUGAUUUGAAAGCUCGCAGUUUUAUUGCUGGCAGAGGUGUUGAUAAAGUCUAGAGAAUUUCCUAAAUUAAUGACAAUAAAAUAUUCCAGAUGAUGGUAA